UGCUGGAUCUAUAAAGUCUGAAAACUCGGAUUCUCAUCGACACUCGUUCUUCAUCCCCGUCAUAACCAGUGCUGUCUUUCAGAGCUCGAGUCAUCAUGGCAACUAAGAUGGUGAUUCAGCAGCCGAAGCCCCUGGUUUUGGCUCCGGGGUCUGACCAGUGGUCCACCAGCCUCUGCGAAUGCGACACACUCCCAGACUGUUGCUUUGCGUUCUGGUGCUGCCCAUGUUUCGCCUGCAUCACAGCUCGAGAUCACGGAGAGUGUCUCUGCUUGCCCCUGCUGGACAGUUUCGGCCUCAUCCCACCCAUCACUAUGGCAAUGAGAGUGUCUGUCCGACGCACGUAUGGCAUUGAGGACUCUAUUUGCAACGACUGUGUGUUGUCGUUCUGCUGCGGGCCGUGCUCUUAUUGUCAGAUAAGACGAGAGCUGAAGUUCCGCAACCGUCCCGUCACCCUCUUAAGCUUCCGAAAAUAAAACACUUCAUCAUCAUCAGUCACUGAUUCGUAACUUCAACUCUAAAAUGAAGUCAGUUCUGACCCGACGUGUGGACGUCAGCUGGUCGGGUGAGGAAUGAAGCCUGAACACUCUUCAUGAUUCUUUUAAUAUUCAACAAUAUUAUUGAUCUGACUGUUGUGGCACUAUUGGAUGAGAACUGAACUGGUCUGGAUGAUGACAUUGAUGAUCUUUACAACAGAAUUGAAUCAACUCUGGACUGACUUUAAAUGCAUUAUUUUCCUGUUGUCACUGUAAAGCAGCUUUGAAACUAUCUGUAUUGUAUGAAGCGCUAUAUAAAUAAAGGUGACUUUAGGGUAACAACUGAUGCUUUGUUAGAAUUUUAUAAAUAGCCUAUUUUUAAUGUAUUAUGCCAUUGUUCAUGUUGAAAUAAAAAUAAUUGUGAUUAACAACUGCA
Messenger RNA from Pimephales promelas (fathead minnow), 909 nucleotides. RefSeq names its product cornifelin homolog B. The record is from RefSeq and is a predicted model, not a curated record. Lineage: Eukaryota; Metazoa; Chordata; Actinopteri; Cypriniformes; Leuciscidae.